CUCGUGCAAUAAAAGAGACUAGAAGAUAAUGUUCCCCACUCUCUCUUAAAUCUCUCUCUCUCUCUCUCUCUCUGUGUGAAAGCUUUCGUCUCUCGGGAUUGACUUCCUUUGAGAUACUGGGUUUUGGGAGAGAAAACCCAUUUCUAAAUUUCUUUCUUCAGGUGAAAACCCCUGCAAAUUAAGUUGUUCUUAUUCGUAUCUGUAUAUAGUGCUUUGACAUAGUCAAAGCAUAGUGUAAUCUGAGAUUGAAGGUUUAUAGUUCCAUCCUUUUCAACAUUUGUUUGAAUUUUGAAUUUAUUAGGUGAUUUCUUUUGGGAAAUGAUGAUGAUGUUCGAUGAGAUGGGAUUCUGUGGUGAUAUGGAUUUCUUAUGCCCUCCUCAAGGGGGAGAAAUAGCUAUCCAGCAGGCUGAACCAGAAGCCACCGUAGAGGAUGAUUAUACAGAUGAGGAGAUAGAUGUUGACGAGCUUGAGAGAAGGGUGUGGAGGUACAAAAUGCGUAUAAAACGUUUCAAAGAACAGAACAAGGGUAAGGAUGGAAUUGAUAUUGCAAAGCAGCGACAGUCCCAGGAACAGGCCAGGAGGAAGAAGAUGUCAAGGGCUCAAGAUGGGAUCUUGAAAUACAUGUUGAAGAUGAUGGAAGUUUGCAAAGCCCAAGGCUUUGUCUAUGGUAUUAUUCCUGAGAAGGGAAAACCAGUGACUGGGGCAUCUGAUAAUCUUCGUGAAUGGUGGAAAGAUAAAGUGAGGUUUGAUCGUAAUGGCCCGGCUGCCAUAGCCAAAUACCAAGCUGAUAAUUCAAUUCCUGGCCGGAAUGAUGGCUGCAACUCAAUUGGUCCUACUCCUCACACCUUGCAAGAGCUGCAAGACACCACCCUUGGGUCUCUCCUAUCAGCCCUCAUGCAACAUUGUGACCCACCUCAGAGGAGGUUUCCACUUGAGAAAGGUGUCCCUCCACCAUGGUGGCCAGCUGGAACAGAGGAGUGGUGGCCUCAGCUGGGUUUGCCAAAGGAUCAAGGGCCUCCACCUUAUAAGAAACCUCAUGACUUGAAGAAAGCAUGGAAGGUGGGUGUUCUUACAGCUGUGAUUAAGCAUAUGUCCCCUGAUAUUGCCAAGAUUCGAAAGCUUGUCAGGCAAUCAAAGUGUUUGCAAGACAAGAUGACAGCUAAGGAGAGUGCUACCUGGCUUGCCAUAAUCAACCAGGAGGAGGCCUUGGCUCGUGAGCUUUAUCCUGAUUCUUGCCCUCCUCUUUCCUCUGCUGGAGGAGGUGGGUCUUUGGUUAUCAAUGAUUGCAGCGAAUAUGAUGUUGAAGGGGCUGAAGAUGAACCAAACAUUGAUGUGCAUGAGCUUAAUCCUGAAAAUCUUGGUUCCAAUUUUGGGAUGGAUAGAAUGAGGGAAGGGUUAUCUGUUCAUCAAUCACCUUAUCUGGUCAAGGGUGAAGUUAUCAGCAACAUAGAUUUCAUUAGAAAGCGGAAGCCUAAUGGUGAUCUAAACAUGAUGAUGGAUCAAAAGAUUUACACAUGUGAGCAUCUUCAGUGUCCUUACAGUGAGCUGCGUCUUGGUUUUCAUGAUAGGAUUUCCAGGGACAAUCAUCAAUUGACUUGCCCUUACAGAAGCAACUCUUCAGAUUUUGGAUCAUCAAAUUUCCAUGUUCACGAGGUUAAACCAGUUAUUUUCCCUCAAUCCUUCAGUCAACCCAAACCGGUUACGCCACCAGUUAAAUCCGUCUCGCCAUCCUUCGAUCUGUCACGACUUGGCGUUCCAGAAGAUGGCCAGAAAAUGAUAAGCGAGCUAAUGUCAAUCUAUGAUAACAGUGUCCAAGGCGCUAAGAUUGUUACUCCCAGCAAUGCCAUCAGCGAAAAUCAGAAUCACGCUCAGCCCAAAUUUCAUCAUCAACAGGAAGAGUAUUUCCACGGUCAAGGAGUUGGAUUGGAAGGAAAUUUUUUCGAAGAAUCCAACAUGCAAAGUAACCAUCAAGUCUUUUCUCGAGAAGAAGGUCAAUUUGACCGGUUUAAAGCUUUGAAUUCCCCUUUUGAGGCCAACCACAACCACAACCUCAGCAACAGCAACAACAACAAUAACAACAACAACAACAACAACUUUCAGUUGAUAUUAGAAUCUCCUUUCGAUCUGUCAUCUUUCGAUUACAAAGAGGAUCUACAAGGUAUAGCAAUGGAGAAACAGCAGGAUGUUUCUAUGUGGUACCAUUGAAGUGGUUUAAAUGAACACCCUCUUUGGUCCAUGAAGUCUUUUUUUUUUUUUUUUUUUUUUUUUCCUAAGAGUUAAAAGACACCGUGGUCCUUGUUCAAGUUAAACUUAGCUGGAAGUAUCUUUUAGAUCUGAUAUCUUCCUUUCACUUUGUAUUCUUGUAUGUGUAGAAUUAAAAUGUCAGAAAAAAAGAAAAAAAAAAGAAAAAAAAAAGAAAGGGGGUCCUUAGGUGAUCAAAAUGUAUGUGGUAAUGAGGGUCCCAUAAAAACUACCCUGUUGUUUACUGAUUAUAUGUAGCCGUGUCAUAUAAAUAAGUUAGGAUUUUUCUUUUUUUGGCUCUAAAAGGAUUGUCUUUUUUUGAAUGAAUCUUGCGUGCUCAUCUUUUCUUCUA
Messenger RNA from Ziziphus jujuba (common jujube), 2593 nucleotides. RefSeq names its product protein ETHYLENE INSENSITIVE 3. The transcript has 2 exons. Gene Ontology annotation, molecular function: DNA-binding transcription factor activity; DNA binding. The coding region runs from base 319 to 2205 and encodes 628 amino acids. The record is from RefSeq and is a predicted model, not a curated record. Gene Ontology annotation, cellular component: nucleus. NCBI's taxonomy places the organism in Eukaryota, Viridiplantae, Streptophyta, Magnoliopsida, Rosales, Rhamnaceae.